AAUAGAUUGCAGAACAGAGCAUGACCUAAAAUUAAAAAAAAAAAAACAGAGCAUUCAGACUGUAACCAACCCCUCUCUUCCCUAAAUUCACGACCAUUAUAUAUCACCAUUACCCUUAUUUCUUCCUCCCCACUACACAAUUUCUCUUUCUCUCUCAGCCUAUAUAUAUAUAUAUGUAUAUGUAUGGAUCAUAAUAUGGCUGUAAAACACAUGUCUUAUGGGGCAGUGAACAUGUUCAGAACAGAAACAGGGUACACAGAUAUAGAAAAAAGACAGCUUUUCUUGAGAAGCUAUCAAUUCAGCAGGAAGAAGAGUGUGAGUGAAAGGAUUAAGAAAUCUUUCUUUAGAGUCAAAAGGGUGAUAUGGGUAAAGCUUAGAUCAGCAAGAAAAAUCAAGAAAUUGGUUUGGUUGAGGCUCAAAUAUGGUAUAUUUGGGUAUAGAAGACGAAGGUUUUUUCGUCGAAUUCAAAAUUCAACUUACUAUAAUACUAGUACUACUGGAUGGUCAUCUUCUUGUUUCUGGUAGGAUUAUCAACUUUUGUUAAUUAAGUUAUUUUAAUUUAGGAUUUAAUUAUGUAAUUGGGUUGUGUUUUUAUUAACUCUACUAUGAACAUGCCCAAAUCUUGAACUUAUUUCUUUAGUUACUUUUAACGUAUGUAUACAUAUUUUUUAGUAUAUGAUUAACAACUUCAUCAGUU
Solanum pennellii is the source of this 697-nucleotide messenger RNA. RefSeq lists its product as uncharacterized. The record is from RefSeq and is a predicted model, not a curated record. The transcript has a single exon. The coding region runs from base 184 to 525 and encodes 113 amino acids. Lineage: Eukaryota; Viridiplantae; Streptophyta; Magnoliopsida; Solanales; Solanaceae.